Molecule: messenger RNA, 2241 nt
Organism: Periconia digitata
Lineage: Eukaryota; Fungi; Ascomycota; Dothideomycetes; Pleosporales; Periconiaceae
Source: the annotation of a GenBank genome assembly
AUGUACUGUACCGUGUACCGUGCUGAGCUGUGCUGCAGUGUACUGGUACUGGUACUUUUACAUCUACUAUUACUACAUGCACCCGUCCAAUACUGGCAUUGUCGCUGCUCACAGUACAGCUGGCCUGCAAACAUCCUACACGCCCUACGCGUCACGCGCCUACGUGCCCAUCCCGUGAUUGACUGCUCUGAUCUGCCUGCUCUUAUCGUCCAGCCGAGCCCUGAAGCUGGCCACCACCCAAAACUAGCUACACCGUCUCUCCACAGCCAGUCCAAGUCGGCCCCCGCCAAAACAAUCCUUUCCGUCCUUGACUCAAAACACCCUAUCGUGCCCGUCUGCCUGCCUGCCAACUACCUGCAUAGUCAGAUAUUGACAGCAGCCCUCCGCGCUGCUCUGUCCUGCCUGGCCCUCUCAGGCGUGUCCACGCCGAGCUCCCCCCGCCUCUGCCUGCCUUCCCUUGACUUGUUGCCCCCUCAUCUCCGCGUCCCGUUUAAACCCACAAUGCCUUGCUUCUUGGGGCUCGCCGUGAGCAUUCACACUCCGAAUGGCCCGCUGCCUGAGCAUUCCGUCCAGAAACAAUCUAGAGCCCACCGCAUCACCUCCUACAUCCCUGUGCCGCCUGCCAAAACCCCCGCCGGUUCGACAAAGCCCGAGCAAUCAACCUUCGCCAUAUCAAUCACCUUACUCACCCCCGGCCUCAACGUCCCGUACUCUACCCCGAAAUCUACUCUAGACGAUCCCAACCCGAAGCCCAAGGUCGUUGGCGGCACACCCCACCCGGCUGACGAUCGGAGCAGGAAUGGCCCUGUCAUCGCCCCGUACAAGCCCUUGACCACAUCCCCCAACGAGACAAUCGCCGCAUACAUAUACUUUGACGGGAGAGCAAAGGAGGAGGUCGCUACACUGCUUCGCCGUGGCGAAGAGACCUGGGUGAAUUCGCGGUGGGUCAGCGUCCCCGCGUCCGAAGGCGGUGGCCUGGCUGAGCGUGAAUUCUUGUUCCGCGAGGUUGGCCUGGAGCGGUGGCUCAACGGUCUGGAUCUAGAGGGCAAAGACGUAGCAGCUACCAUUGAGCGGAGGAAACAACGUCUCGAGAAGAAGCGCAGAAAAAAGAGAGAGGCUCAACUGAGUGACGACGAGGAAGAACUCAAGACACAUAAGAACGGCAUACUGCGUUACGGCGACAACAAAGAUGCACCUGUCGAAUCACUGUCGGGCAACGAAGAUUUCUUUACUUCCGAUUCAGACUCCGAGGAUGAAGGUCCCCAACCCGAGGCUGCAGGACAAAUUAAAGUUGCUCUGUUCCGUGUAUUGGCCAGCGGAGAGAUCAAGCGCGGCGAAUACUCACCACAAUUCGAUGCGCACGACGAUGAUGAGACAGCCGGCCAGAGCGGUACCGGCGACGGUGAGGAUGUUGACCAUACUACAAGCUUUGCAAAACCAAAAACGUUGGACCCCAAGUCGAUUAGUACCCAAACCGUGACCGGUAUCGAUCCCCCGGAUAAACCCUACGCUGUUUUCACUUUUCUGUACCGUGGUGAACGUCAACUCCGCAAGAUGGGUAUACUGGCUGCCGACAAAACGCAAACAUCACCCGUAGUCGCGCGAAGAAAAUCCCGAGGCUUGGACCUUAGUGCGUUGAAACCAUUGAAUGCCACUGCAGGUACAAAGAAUUUUGGUGGCUAUCGAGAGAGGGAUGCAAAAUCCAAGAAGAAGGAUGGCGACGCUAUGGACAGUGACGCAGACGAGGAAGACGAUAUCAAGAUCAAGACCGAAGACGUCGAUGCCGACGAUGGAACUGAUCCCAGUGGAGAGGGAAUGCUGUCACCAGAAGAUGCCUUGAGGCAGGGUGAACUGGCAGAGGGUGUACGCAAGAUCAAGCUCAAACGCCAGCACUCAGCCGAACCUGUAGGACGAGCAUCCGCAUCCGAUGAUAGAGGUGCUUCCGGAUCACCAAUCUCAGGCACACCCAACGCCGCUGGCGACACACCAGGCGAACCUUUGACCGCAUCCAAGAGCUCAGCACCGGAUCUCGGCGCAGAAGGCGCAGUCGGGUCACCCUUUAAGAAGCACCGAGCAUCUCUCCCUGGCUUCGAUGAAAGCGUACGGAAGAGUCUAGGCGCGACGCUGGCAGGUGCAUCAUCGUCGUCGUCGUCGCAACAAAAGGAGCGCGGCAACUCGGAAGGCAGCAUCCCGGUCCCGAACCUGAUAGAGACCAAGAUGGAGGAAGACGAUGAGUUGUGA